AUGGCUCAUCAAAGGAAUGAAAUGAAGAUAGGAAAUUACUCCUUCGAUGCUUAGAAGGAUCUUAUAGUAGAAGGUAAGAGAGGACCAAUACUAAGAUGUAAGGAUAACUCUGGCUAAGUUUAUUGUCUGAAAGUAAUUAGAAAAUUAGGGGAUAAUUAUAGAAAUGAAAUCGAGGCUUAUAAAAGACUCAAAUAAGAAAAAGAAAAGCAUUUCAAUACUUUAAGGGUUUACGAAUUGUAAGAGGAUAAUGACAAUUUUUAUAUUUUCACAGAACUUUGUGAAGCUACCUUUGAUCAAUACUUGAGUCAAAGAUGGAAAAACAUGAUGUUGAAUUUCGAUGAAAUUCAAGAUUUUCUAGGUCAAAUAGUGAAAGGUUAUUAAUACUUGAGAAAGCUGAAAAUUAAUGUGAGAGAUUUGACGCCUAAAACUAUACUUGUCUAGAAAUUAAUAAAUGAUAGAAUGAUAUUAAAAGUAAACUUUCAUUUGAUUUAGAUAUCUGAUUAUUGUAUAUACGAUAACGGAAGAAUAGAUCCUCAGGCUCGAACUCCAAUUUUCUAGUCCCCAGAAUUGUUCAAUUUUAAUUCUAUGAAAAUAAAAUUAUCCGAUCUUUGUGACAUUUAUGCUCUUGGAGUGAUUCUCUAUAUGAUGUGCUUCAAAGGAGAUAAUAUAACAAAUGUUGAAGACUUCUCUAAUUUAGAAAAAUUUCACGAGGACCUAAAAGCCAAAAAUGCUUUCUAAUGUCCAAAAAAUGCUUAUUGUUAAAAGGAAUUACUCUCAUUAAUAUCAUAAAUGAUUGUCUACAAUCCAGAGGACAGAAUAAAAUGGGAAAUUUUGGAGUAAAGGUAUCCUCCACAUUUUUUUAUCUUAUCAGAUUUAUAUUUUGUAAACAUUAAAUAGGUUCUUGGAUCUGGAGCUUAAGGAUCUACAUACAUUGCAUAAGAUUUAAGAACUAAUGAAUAAUUAGUUUGCAAAAUAAUUCCAAAUGGGAAAGAAGGCACCUUGAGAGAAAAAUAAAUUGUUGAUUAAAUCAAAAAAGUGAAAGCUAAUGAAAAUGUGAUAAAAAUUGCUUAUACACAAACGCGCCAUCAAGAUACUUGCAUAAUUAUGGAGAAAUGUGACGAGAGUCUGCAAAAUUAUCUAAAAGGAAAAAGUGAUUCUUAAAGAUAAUUAGAAAAUAAGGAAAUUAUAGAGAUUCUAUAUUAAAUUGUUUAAGGUUAUUGCUUCCUGAAAUAAAUUGGAGUAAUUCAUAGAGAUCUAAAACCAGAUAAUAUUCUAAUAAAAAAGAUUUAAGGGAGAAAUGUUAUUAAAAUUAUCGACUUCGGAGUAGGCAAGAUUAUUGGUAAAGAAGUUACUUUUACUGAGGCAGGCACACCAUUAUUUGCAGCUCCUGAAGUGUUAAAACAAGGUAAAGCUUAUGACUAUUAAUGCGAUAUUUUUUCAUUAGGAGUGAUAUUGCAUUAUUUGGCAUUUCUAAGAAUGUUUAAGGAUAUAAAUAAUAGAAGAGAACUACUAGAAUUUCAUAACUCUUUAGAGACAAGACCUUUUUAUUGUGAACAGCAUUAACUGUAGAAUCCAUUAAUUACAGAGCUGAUUAAUAAAAUGAUUGUUUAUGAUCCAAAAAAGAGAAUUACUUGGGAAUAAUUAUAAGUUCAUUCUAUUUUUGAUGAAUUGAGAAACAUUCCUCCUAUUGUACGGUUCACCGAGACUUAUAAAUACAUUUUUGCUUUAUAUAAUUUGGCUUCUAGGGUAUUAGGAUAAUUAGAAGAAAAUGAAAAAGAUAAUAUAAUGCUCCAAGAUUCUAAUUAUCCUGCUUGA
This is a messenger RNA of Paramecium tetraurelia, 1815 nucleotides long. RefSeq lists its product as uncharacterized. Gene Ontology annotation, molecular function: ATP binding; protein serine/threonine kinase activity. Gene Ontology annotation, biological process: protein phosphorylation; mitotic DNA damage checkpoint signaling. Gene Ontology annotation, cellular component: nucleus; cytoplasm. NCBI's taxonomy places the organism in Eukaryota, Ciliophora, Oligohymenophorea, Peniculida, Parameciidae. The record is from RefSeq and is a predicted model, not a curated record. The transcript has 6 exons.